UCUCUUGCAAACGAUAUACGCGCUAAAUUUGUAACCAUUGGACUGGGCCUCUCAGAAGUUGUUUGUCAACUAUCAACAGAAAUGCCAGCCAAAAGAACACUCCGUUUGGAGGACAAGGACAACACACCAGCCAAGAGACCUGCACCAGACAGAAACUACUCCCCAUUGACUGGUACCUACCAGAUGAGUCCCAGUGCAGCUUUUCAAGCAGGUAAAGCCAAAGCCAGUGGGAAAACUGCUAAUUCCUGUAAACCACAGGUGCCACAGACAGAAGUGGAAAUACUACAUGCCAUCAGCUCUAAACUGGAAGCAUCAGUUGGAGCAUUUAUCAAGGCAAGGCAAGAGCUGGAGACAAUAGUGGCUGCAGAGGGCAGCAGUGAGCUGAAGAGUUUCUUUUCUAGGGGCUCUGCUGACCUGAAGACCGAACUGAGGAGGCACAGAGAACUUGCAUCCAAAGCAGAGUCCUGCCUCAGAGUGAAUGGUGCUGGCCAGAGCCGUUUGCAAGGUGUUGUCCAGACUGGCAGCUCCUCUGACUUCCUGAAAUCCAUAAUGGGCUUAUAAAGGUUUCUGCUAUGAGAGCCGCUCAACUGAACUCUCAACAGAACGACACGGAAAAUGGAAUAGCAGCUCUGCCUUCUUUCAAUCUAAGCUGUCAUUUGUGAGGCGUCUCGGAGGCUGCCUGUCAGUCAGAAAGUAAAAAGGCAGCCUUAGACAUCAGACACGUUUACACUGAGCCCUGUCUGCUGGAGAGAGCCUCCCUCACCGCUGACAAAUGUUGACUCUACAAUAACUGCCGCUAUGCAGCUCUGCGAAAAUGUUCUUUCAUUGAGCGAACGUCCUCGUCCCAUUAGACCUGAUGCUAUAUGAAAUCCACCCCCACCAUUUCCUCUAGCUACCUCGAAAGGUAAAGGAAACAGGAAUAGAGGCUCUGAUGAGAGGCUACUGCACACACACACACCCUUCGUUCUCUGGGCUGAGGGCCUCAUACAGCCUGAGCGACCUAAGCAACAGCUGGUGUGCACAGGCACAUUUCCUAUUUCUGCCCAAGGUGGAUCAUAUAACUCUCACUUUAUCAGCCUUGGAGGCCGUGUGAAGGACAAAGCGAGCACGCCCAUAAACAAAACUAAUGUUUUCAUACUGGCCCUCUGGAGGUGGGAGAGGGCCCCCUUAGCGGUCUUACCCCCUCCCCCGCCCGCCACCUCUCCCACUACUCCAACCCACCACCUCCAGGUUGCCUCCUACCCCCAUCACCUUAGACCUCUACCCCACUAACCCUUUCCUCCUAGAGGGUCGCCAGCCCACCACUCUUCAUUUGACUGUGGUGCAUGAAGCGGAUGCGGCAGUGACGUUACCCGUGACUCGUCCUCCAUGUUAAACUGGAGCAUUGCAACCCGUCUGUCUAGAGACUACCUUCCUCCCAGUCGAUCCACAGUAGUAAUGUUAAAGCCACAGGCCUCUGCUUGUCUCAGCCUUCCCUCUCUGGUGUUCUAGGAUGCAGGGCCAGGCCAGUGGCUGCAGAUAUACAGCAUAGCAGCCGGCCCUCAGUGACCCGAUAACAUUUAUAGUUGGGAUGGAUUUUUUUUAAUGGCUGUCAUUAACUCACAGGCAGAGGGGGAAAGAUUGCUUGUACUGUUUUUUUUUUUCUGUGGUAUUUCAGCUUUAUGACAUUAUGUUCAGAUAUGUCAUCUUCCAUCAUCCUUGUUUUAGGGCCUGUCUGACCUGCCACUGCUUUUUUGUGUUUAAAUGCAUAGCCCUUUGUGUGCUAUGUGGACUCUCUCCUUGUAUUCCAAUUGGCUCAUUAAUCCCCCCUCCUCUCCCCUGUAACUAUUCCCCAGGUUGUUGCUGUAAAUGAGAAUGUGUUCAGUCAACUUACCUGGUAAAAUAAGGGUUAAAAUUAAAUUGUAUCUAGGUGUUGUAGGCCCCGUGUAGCUCAGUUGGUAGAGCAUGGCAUUUGCAAUGCCAGGGUUGUGGGUUCGAUUCCCACGGGG
Messenger RNA from Coregonus clupeaformis (lake whitefish), 1988 nucleotides. It is a transcript of the gene itgb3bp, whose product is annotated as integrin subunit beta 3 binding protein. The record is from RefSeq and is a predicted model, not a curated record. The transcript has 9 exons. Gene Ontology annotation, biological process: regulation of DNA-templated transcription; CENP-A containing chromatin assembly. NCBI's taxonomy places the organism in Eukaryota, Metazoa, Chordata, Actinopteri, Salmoniformes, Salmonidae. Gene Ontology annotation, cellular component: nucleoplasm. The coding region runs from base 82 to 561 and encodes 159 amino acids.